Molecule: messenger RNA, 3071 nt
Organism: Hemicordylus capensis (graceful crag lizard)
Lineage: Eukaryota; Metazoa; Chordata; Lepidosauria; Squamata; Cordylidae
Gene: CHST13
Product: carbohydrate sulfotransferase 13
Exons: 3
Coding region: 192-1214 (340 amino acids)
Biological process (GO): carbohydrate biosynthetic process; proteoglycan biosynthetic process
Cellular component (GO): membrane
Molecular function (GO): sulfotransferase activity
Source: RefSeq, a predicted model, not a curated record
GCUAACUCUUCAGAGUCGGACGGCGCGGGAGGGCGGGCUGAAGAAGAGGCUGAGUUCGGAGCCUAGUAGCUGCAGCCAGCCAGCGGCAGCGGAGCAAGCCGGGCCAUGAGGAGCUGCCGCGACUCCUGGGCGACUCCCCCCAACUUCCUUGCCUCGUUGCCCCCGCGGCGGGACCCCUUGUAGAGGAGAGGAUGAGGAAAAGCAGGGUGCUCCGGAUGGUCCUGGCCACUUGCCUGGGCUCUCUGCUUCUGGUGCUCUUCUACUUCCAGAGCAGCCUCAACCCAGCUGCAGAGGAGAGGAUUCUGAAAACCAGCUGGCAUGGGAAGUCUGGUCGAAGUCCACUUCAAACUCUUUACAGUAGUGACCAGUUUGAGCAGUCCUCUCUGCAGGUGACUCACCAACAGAGGCGGGAAUUGCUGAACAACGUGUGCAAUCGCUACACCCGCAAGCGGCGCCUCCUUACUGCUGAUGACUUGCGCCACCUGGUGGUCGAUGAUGUCCAUGGGCUGCUCUACUGUUACGUCCCCAAAGUGGCCUGCACUAACUGGAAGCGAGUCAUGAUGGUCUUAACAGGGCAGGGCAAAUAUCAAGACCCGUUGGAUAUCCCGGCCAACGAAGCCCACGUAUCAUCCAACCUGCGCAUGCUCUCUGAGUAUAGUACUCCUGAGAUCAACUACCGCUUGCGUAACUACCUCAAGUUCAUCUUUGUGCGGGAACCUUUUGAACGGCUGGUUUCAGCCUAUCGCAACAAGUUCACCCGUAGCUACAACACGGCGUUCCAUAAGCGCUACGGGACAAAGAUAAUCCGCCGGCAUCGGCAGAACCCUAGCAAAGAGGCCCUGGAGCAUGGCCACGAUGUACAUUUUGAGGAGUUUGUGUACUACUUGCUGGAUCCACGGACACAGCAUGAGGAGCCUUUCAAUGAGCACUGGGAGCGGGUGCACUCCCUCUGCCACCCGUGCAUCAUCCACUACGAUGUAGUGGGCAAGUAUGAGACAUUGACUGAGGAUGCCAACUACAUCCUGCGGCUGGUUGGGGCUGACGCAGGCGUCAAGUUCCCAUCCUCCUCCAAGACCACCAGGACCAAUGACGACAUGACAGCCAAGUUCUUCCAGAACAUCAGCCCCUUCUACCAAAGAAGACUAUUUAAUUUAUACAAAAUGGAUUACUUGCUCUUCAACUACUCCAUCCCUUCUUAUUUACACAUCCGAUGAGGCUGGUGACCCUGUACCUCCUGCACCGUGUCUGACUUUUGCUGCCAACCACAGAACCUAGACAGGAGAUACGUCUCCUUCCCCACUUAACCCCGCCCCCCCCGCCCUCGCUGUGAUGGACAAUCUUGUUAGAUUCCAGUGUAACAGUGCUGCCACUGUUCUGUCUCUUCCUCUCCCUGUUCCCAUAAAAGGAAUCUACUUCUGUUUGUUUACCCUUCCUAUCCCUCAGCCAAAGAGCGUUGUUUUCAGGAAGUCCUGGAAUUGUGGCCUUGUGUCCGGAGAUGGAAGAGUCAAUCAGGAACAGCCGGAGAAGAAAUAAAAUAUGUAUUUUUCUCUCUCUGUGUGAACAUUCCCUUAAGUCUCUCUCUUCCUCAUGGAUUGGAGCAUUUGAGCCAAAAAAUGUCUUGUAAACAAUGCCUUAGUAUAUGAACUAGACAUUUUUGUGUGUGUGAGACGAAGCCAAUUUCAUUUCCCCUUCUCCAUUUUCUCUCUCAAUUGGCAUUUGAUAUAACAGGGCACCUUCUUCUGGCACUACCAACCAAAUUCUACUCCCAUGCAAAUUCCAUUGGCAAGCGUAGGGAUGGUGCUGGAGUAGUGCUUAGUCAAGUGUGUGUGUGUGUGUGUGUGUGUGUGUGUGUGUGUGUGUGUGUGUGUGUGUGCACGUGAAUGUCCUGACCAAAAUAAUAUUUAUUGACUUGCUUCCAUCUUUUUUUAAAAAGAAAGAGCACGUAUUGAUUGUGUGAAGAGGUUGCUUUCUCUCUCUCUUUUACUCCACCUAGCAAAUGGUGAGACUAGCCUAUCUAAACUCCAGAACUGGACUCUUUAGCUGAAGCUGCUGGAGAGUUCCUCCUCCCAUGUGGUCCAUCUGCUAAAUAUAAGUGCUAUCUGGUUGCCACUCUUUCCCUUGACUUCUGCCUUGUUCGUGUUAUGCUUCAACUCUGAUUCAUACUCUCCCCCUGAAGAUUGUUUUAAAAACCCUGAACUCUUGUCCCAGUUGCUUGGCCCAGGCCUGAAGCUGCUGCCCCAGUUAGACCCCUUUGGCUGACUCAUGGGGAUGAGCCUCUCUUGGAAUUGUAUCUGAAAUGAACCUGAAUGUCUGGCCCUGAAUUGAAUGAAAAGAGGUGGGCUUGGAAAGGUAGGCUUGUUUUGGAAUUCUGGUUUUAAACUGGAUCUGGUACAGGAUUGGGUAAAGAAAAGAAAUUUGAUCAGGGCUGCUCUCUUCUGUCCCCCAGUGGCUGUUGCUGGUAUCUAUCUUAUGUUUAAUUUUAGAUUGUAAGUCCUUUGAGGACAGGGAUCCAUCUUUAUUUAUUUUUAAUUUUUCUGUGUAAAUCGCUUUGGGAACUUUUGUUGAAAAUACAAACUUAUGUACAUUUGUUGAAAGUACAUAAAUAUUUGUCGUAGUUGUCAUCAUAGUCCCUGCCCCUACUGUUGCAUACGUUUACUUUCCUUUAAGUUUGGAUCAUGUCAUUGGCAAGGAAUAGGUUCAGGGUCUGCACACUAGUUAUUGUUCCCAUCCAAAGCAACUGCUUUCUUUUUCUGUGCCAAGUUAUCUUCAAGGGUGCCAAUUUAUUUUGCUGCAAACAGUUUAGGAAUCCUGAGGAAGAGUAUGCACUCUAAGAUGGGAGAGGCAGAAAACUUUAUUUGGUGUGAUGAUGUAGGAUUUGGAAAGGAUAAAUUGUGUAAGGGGACAUAUUGCUUGUGGGGGUUCUCGGGAGAAAGGAGAGAGGGGGGCAUUUAACAUUGUCAAUCUGCCUGGCUUUGGAGCAUUUGUACUUGAAGAGACAAACCCAGAAUUGUACAUUUGAAUAAGUCCAAAUGGACAGGUUUGCUUCAAUAAAGCAGUAUUUUUUUCCUCUA